Messenger RNA from Pseudogymnoascus verrucosus, 1599 nucleotides. RefSeq lists its product as uncharacterized. The transcript has 2 exons. Gene Ontology annotation, molecular function: SNAP receptor activity; SNARE binding. NCBI's taxonomy places the organism in Eukaryota, Fungi, Ascomycota, Leotiomycetes, Thelebolales, Thelebolaceae. The record is from RefSeq and is a predicted model, not a curated record. Gene Ontology annotation, biological process: vesicle fusion; intracellular protein transport. Bases 148 to 1284 code for a protein of 378 amino acids. Gene Ontology annotation, cellular component: SNARE complex; endomembrane system.
UGUGAUUUCAAUUACUCUUCUUUCAAACUGAUCGUAUAGCUUCUUUCCAAGGACAAAACAGCGAUUCAAUAGAUGCGAUUCCAAUUUCCUGUUACCUUGGUGGCGUAGGAAGUUGCCUGUGUGGUAUCUGACGCUGCCUUAUCGAGUAUGCUGGCAGCCGAUUGGCCGGAUGAACAUCGAGCCGCGAACGCCGGCUGCGAGUCGUAUUACGCAUGGGCGAUUUCCAAUAACGAGGCCAGGUUGCUUUGCGAAACUCAAACACCAAGCCCUUCGUUUGGUCAUUUUACGAAUCUCCGAGAGAGCCGUUUUGUUUUCCAACAGGGGGAAUUGUUCUACUGCAAGGGAAUUAAGAGGGAUCAGUCGCUGGGGUCCUUUCCAGACGUCGCUACUUCGAACACACCAAGACGGGCUGUUUACAUAUCGUUGUACUGCAUUCCAGCCAUGUCCAAUCCUAAUCAACUUUUCCUCCUGGCCGACCACAUCAAGCUCUCCCUCCUCGAGCGGCAACGGGCAAUUUCUCUAAACCUCGAGCCAAACUCGCAAGAUGGCCACAUCUCGCGCUCCCUCGAAUCCUUCCGCGCCGGCCUCGAAAACAUCGCCGUCGAGAGGGAAAGUCUAGAGGAUGCCGGGGACACUGCCGCCCUCACAACCCUCAAACAAUCCGAACAAUCCCUCCAAGCCCAAUACGACGACCUAACCUCUCAAUUCCACGGCUUUCCCUCCACCAACCCCUCCUCCCUCUCGCAACCCAACGACCCUUCCCUCGCCGCCGACUUCGCCCACGCCUCCUCCCACCCGCAGCGCAGCAGCUCCCUCCUCAAGAAAUCCCUCCGCGGCCACCCCGGCGCCGCCGCCUCCUCCCCAAAAUCCGUGCGAUUCUCCGACGCUCCCAGCGCCGCCGCCGCGGAAGACCCGGCACGGGCCCAACUCUUCCCCUACAGGGACGACCCGAUCGAUGCACCCACGGACCAGAGCCAGCUCGAUAACCAGCAGAUCCACGCGUAUCACAGCGAGGUGUUGGCGGCGCAGGAUGAGCAGCUCGAUCGGCUGGGGGAGAGUAUAGGACGGCAGCGGGAACUGUCGAUUCAGAUUGGGGAUGAGCUUGAUAGCCAAGUGGCGAUGCUGGAUGAGGUUGAUGGGCUUGUGGAUCGGCAUCAGACGAGGUUGGAUCAGGCGAGGAAGAGUCUGGGGAAUGUGGCGAGGAAGGCGAAGGGGAAUAUGCAGGUUACGACUAUUAUUGUGUUGAUUAUCAUUUUGGUGCUGCUGAUUAUUAUACUGAAGUAGGCGAGCAGAGGAAAAGGAGGGGAAGAGGGGGACAAAGGGGGUAAUGCGAGCGGCAUAUGGCGGCGCUGGGAGUUUUUUGUGUGUGCUUUUUUGCAAACUACUUGCGUGCAUACAUAGCAUCGAUGGAUCUGCUUUCAGGAGCGGAUAUUCUGCACAUUAUUCCGAGUACUUUGCGGACUACAGAGGAGUUUUGCAAUGGGAGAUAACAGACAGAGUCGGAGUCACAGAUAGCGUUCUGGGGGAUUAUGGAUCCCUAAUUACUUGUCACAUGGAGUUAAAUGCAUAUUAUUCCAUGUUAUCAACCUUCGUUGUUGU